Elgaria multicarinata webbii is the source of this 1330-nucleotide messenger RNA. RefSeq names its product G protein-coupled receptor 21 (gene GPR21). Gene Ontology annotation, cellular component: plasma membrane. The transcript has a single exon. Gene Ontology annotation, molecular function: G protein-coupled photoreceptor activity. NCBI's taxonomy places the organism in Eukaryota, Metazoa, Chordata, Lepidosauria, Squamata, Anguidae. The record is from RefSeq and is a predicted model, not a curated record. Bases 184 to 1266 code for a protein of 360 amino acids. Gene Ontology annotation, biological process: phototransduction; cellular response to light stimulus; G protein-coupled receptor signaling pathway.
GCCACUGUGGACAAUGCCCGGCAGCUUCGGGGAGCCUCCGCAUUCCUCUCGCUCCUCCUCCUCUUCUUCUUCUCCUCCUCCUCCUCCUCCUGCUCAGCACACGCGGCAGCUGCAAUGACAGCAGCUGCGGCAGCCGGGCAGCAGCCAGGGGCAAAGUGAGGGGAUUGUUGCCGCCACCGCAAGAUGAACGCCUCCCUCGACGGCGGCGGCGGCGGCAACCACAGCAACAGCGGCGGCGGCGGCGGCAGGCCCUUCUGCCUCCUGGCUGCCGGCUACCCAGACGCCCUGGACAUCUGCCUGCUGGAGGUGGUCGUCAUCGUCUUCCUCACCGUCCUCAUCAUCUCGGGCAACAUCGUUGUCAUCUUUGUCUUCCACUGCGCGCCGCUGCUCAACCACCACACCACCAGCUACUUCAUCCAGACCAUGGCCUACGCCGACCUCCUGGUGGGCGUGAGCUGCCUGGUGCCUUCGCUGUCCCUGCUGCGCUACCGCGUCGCCUUCCUGCCCGAGUCCCUGGUCUGCCAGGCCUUUGGCUACGUGGUCUCUGUGCUCAAGAGCGUCUCCAUGACCUCGCUGGCGUGCAUCAGCGUGGACCGCUACAUCGCCAUCACCAAGCCCUUGACCUACAACACGCUGGUCACCCCCUGCCGGCUGCGGCUUUGCAUCUUGCUCCUGUGGCUCUACUCGGGCGCCGUCUUCCUGCCGGCUUUCUUCGGCUGGGGCAAGCCCGGCUACCACGGGGACGUCUUCCGGUGGUGCGCCGACUCCUGGGACACUCGGGCCGCCUUCACCCUCUUCAUCGUCGUCGUGCUGUACGCGCCGGCCGCCUUUGUGGUUUGCUUCACCUACUUCAGCAUCUUCCGCAUCUGCCAGCAGCACACCCGGGAGAUCAACGAGCGGCGGGUGCGGUUCAGCUCCCAGGAAGGGGAGGCGGCUGAGGCCCAGCCCUGCCCGGACAAGCGCUACGCCAUGGUCCUCUUACGCAUCACCAGCGUCUUCUACAUCCUCUGGCUUCCCUACAUCAUUUACUUCCUCUUGGAGAGCUCCUCCGUCUACCGCAACCGGGUGGCGUCUUUCUUGACCACCUGGCUUGCCAUCAGCAAUAGCUUUUGCAACUGUGUCAUCUACAGCCUGUCUAACAGCGUCUUUCAGAAAGGCCUGAAGCGCCUGUCGGGCGCCAUUUGCGCCUCCUGCGCCCGCCACCGGGCUCCGAAGGACUCUUCGGCCUCCAGGAGCAAAAGGCCGUCCAACGGCUGCCAUGCCUAGAUAAGGGAUUGGUCUGACUGCAAAAUAAAGAUGUCCAGGUUUGCAAAAAAAUAAAACAAGGAAG